Erpetoichthys calabaricus (reedfish) is the source of this 877-nucleotide messenger RNA. Its product is annotated as homeobox protein notochord-like. NCBI's taxonomy places the organism in Eukaryota, Metazoa, Chordata, Cladistia, Polypteriformes, Polypteridae. The transcript has 2 exons. Gene Ontology annotation, cellular component: nucleus. The coding region runs from base 1 to 708 and encodes 235 amino acids. Gene Ontology annotation, biological process: cell differentiation; regulation of transcription by RNA polymerase II. The record is from RefSeq and is a predicted model, not a curated record. Gene Ontology annotation, molecular function: DNA-binding transcription factor activity, RNA polymerase II-specific; RNA polymerase II cis-regulatory region sequence-specific DNA binding.
AUGGGGACUUCGCGCUGCGAGAAGAUCCCCGAAUCAGGAAGACUGCACAGAAAUCCUUUCAGCAUCGAUGCGAUUUUAUCAAUGGCACCCAAAAAAACUGAACCACUGGAAACGAGUGCAACACCCUACAUGAUGCCAUUCUACUCGGCGCCAAGCGCUCCUGCUCUUCACGUGUGGAAUCCGGGAUUGCCGCACCAGAGCCCACCUUACUGCACGGGGAGCCCAGGCGAGGGACGUCAGGAUAAAGACUUGGCUGAAACAACAGGUGAUGAUUUGACAGAAAUGAAAAGCGAUUUUGACGAAUGUCGUAAAUCGCUAAUUUUAUUCUUAUCCUUAAUUCAUUCCACAGGUUGUAAGCAUCAUAAAUGGCGAUCCAAAUCUACGUCCGUGCGGAGCGCCUGCCGACGAUUUCGGACGAUCUUCACCGAGGAGCAGCUGCGGAGACUGGAGGCGGUGUUCAGCACGCAGCGCUACUUGACCGGCGCAGACAAAGUCAUCCUGGCUUCGGCGCUGCGCCUCUCCGAGACUCAAGUGAAGGUCUGGUUUCAGAACAGAAGAACGCGGUGGAAGAAAUCUAUGGAGCCCCCUGCCAAAACAUUGCACGUGGACGGUAACAAAACCGAUGACAUUGAGGGGCGUUUGUUGUCUUCCGCCAGUUCAGAGACUGAUGAAGAUGAGUUUAUUUCAGUAGAUGAUACGGACAGCUGACCGCCGUUUUCUUUAGGAUCAUGGACUGGCGUUGAGAAGUUCACUGAGAGAUGUCACUUUAUAUGAAAAGUAUUUAAUACAGCAGAUUGUCUUAAGAACACAUUCAGUUACAUGGUCUGCGGGAUCUUUCAAAUAGUUGUACCUAAACUAUACAUAUAUAAUAUUUAAU